AUGGCACUGUGUGAAAGUCAAUUGGAUUCUGUGAUGCAACUCCAAGACUCUCGUGAGGGGACCAGUUCCCCAGACAAGAAGCCAAAGUGCCCCCCCUUGCCUCUCAGCGUGGACUAUCGCUCCCCCGUCUCCCAUUUCGUGCCCCCUGCCGUUGAAUUGUACGCAGCGAGACACAAACCCGAGAUUAAUGUCGUGUCUGCGCCGGCGACGACGCCGGUCAAGCGAAAGCGCGGCCGGCCAAGGGUCGACAAGACGAGCCCCGAGUACUUGGCCAACUUGGCCGCGAGGAGGCAGGCUAAGGAAAUGGCCGCUGUACUGUCGGUGAACAGCCACAGCAGUAGCCAGCAGGAUUCGGGCGAGAAACGCAAGCGAGGUAGACCGAGGGUGGACAAGACCAGCCCUGAGUAUCUUGCGAGGAAGAGGGCUAGAGAAUUGGAAGCGCUGGAGAGAAAAGCGAAACGCGAGUACAGAAGGCGAACAACGGCAGAUUCAGCCGCUUCGUCGUCGGCCGGCGAGUCGACACCUCGUGUUAAGCGAAAAUAUACAAAGAGAGCGCCCAGCAACAAGAAAGAUGGGAAUUCGUCGACGGAGCGGGUCAAGGGGAAGCGUGGAAGACCUCGAAAGAUAGACCAGAUGAACAGAAAUCCGCAGGAGGGAAAGAUCCGCGUACGCAGUAAUCUGAUGCCGCUUAACACAGAACCCAUACCUGUGGACAGCGACGACGAACCCGACUUGGGUUCGCCAAGUCAAGCUUCAGAUUCGUUGAGUCUGGACGAGAAUCUUCGCGCGCUGAGGCACAUCCACGAAAAGUACGCCAAUAUUGAUAAGGACGACAUGUACGAGGCCCACUUGCUGGCGGCGAACUUUAAGAAACCGCCCAUGGACCAGGUGCAGAGGCUGGCCAGGGACGACGAUGACGUGCUGUCGGUCAGGAGUUCGGAGGGUAGUGCAUCAGUCAAAGAGGUGGACACGCGUAUCGAGAAAUUGGAGGACAGUUCGAACUCCGGAUCCGGCAGUAGCAGUUCCGGUUCCGGCAGUUCCAGUUCAGGGUCGAGUUCGUCUUCCAGUUCGGACAGCUCCAGUUCCAGUAGUUCGGAAAGCGAGGGGGAGGGUGAGGGCGACGGUCAGGUGGAGAGAAAGACAAAGGUCGACCAGAAUACUGUGAUGAACACAAACGACGACAGUAGGUCCUUCGGCGCCUGGUCGUACGGCCAGUCGGCGCAGUCGGGCACCAACUCGGACUCAGGGUCUGACUCGGACCCGGAGCGCGGAGGCGUCCCCGGGCCCAUCCCCGCCCAGGACGAGAUCAGCGAGAGCGACAACGAGUCCGCGGACAAGAGCUUCCAGUGCCACAUUUGCAAGAAGUGGUACUCGACGCGGGUCACGCUCAAGAUCCACAGACGAAGCCACCAGAACCGUGGUGGUGGUGGCUCGCGGUCCCGCGCCCGCUCCUCGGACCGCUACGAGUGCGACUGCUGUAACGAGACCUUCACGCGGCGAGAGAAGCUCUGGGAGCACAAGGCGGAAGCACACCGGGGCUCUAUGACGGUCCGAUGUGAAGUCUGCCGCAAGUGUUUUGAAGACGACACGGAGUUGGCGCAACACGACGCGACGCAUACGCCGGACGAAAGAGCCGGGCGCUGCGCCACCUGCGGGGCGACCUUCCCCCGCUACGAGCUGCUCCGGCGCCACACGAACACGGCGCACCCUCUCCCCGCGCGCAUGCCCCACGCGUGCCCGCAGUGCGGCAAGCGCUUCUCGCACGCACACUCGCUCACGCGCCACACACACAACCACUCGAAGCAGCUGUUUCGCUGCGUCGUUUGCAAGGCUUCGUUCGCCCGCGCCGACCAACUCGCGCAGCAUUUGAACAGUCACCUCGCGAAUUACAAGCGCCUCAAGCGAUAG
Messenger RNA from Leptosia nina, 1908 nucleotides. The record is from the annotation of a GenBank genome assembly. Lineage: Eukaryota; Metazoa; Arthropoda; Insecta; Lepidoptera; Pieridae.